Wallemia mellicola CBS 633.66 is the source of this 423-nucleotide messenger RNA. RefSeq lists its product as hypothetical. The record is from RefSeq and is a predicted model, not a curated record. NCBI's taxonomy places the organism in Eukaryota, Fungi, Basidiomycota, Wallemiomycetes, Wallemiales, Wallemiaceae. Bases 1 to 423 code for a protein of 140 amino acids. The transcript has 2 exons.
AUGACGAAACCGGUAGACUACAGGGGAGCAGUAGUAGAGGACUUAGAUUUACAGCCUGCCUUGACUGUAUAUGCCAAUGAAUCUAUCGAUAAAGUAUUAAUAGCUGCAUAUGAACGCGAGUUCAGCCAGGUUCCCGUACUAAAUGAUGAGUCAAACAAGAAGAUAAUAGGAUAUAUCGAUGUAGAGAAGCUACUUAAACAGGACAACGAUCAUAGUAAGAGCGUCAAUGACUACACAAUUCGUUUCGCCUCGAAGAACAAACGUUUCAGAGUAAUAACGCCCUAUACACCACUUGAAGAGUUAGACAGCUUUUUAAUAGAUAACGAAUUCGCUAUUGUUACGGACCAACAAAGAAAGUUCGUACUAGGAAUAGCCACCAGAGGAGAUCUCAGCAACUUCCGUAAGCGCAGAGGGUCAGUUUAA